CCGGCGUCUUUGUACUUCCGGAAUAGUGUUUUGCUAUGCGAAAAACUUUAACUUUAAGUUAAUUCUUAAUAUUACACUUUGCAAAUUUGAUUAAAUUUUGUUGCAUGCUUGGAUAUUCUAGUUUUCUUACAGUUUUACUCAAAAUAUGGGAGACCAGCUCAAAGAACUACGCGAAAAGUCUUUGAAAAGAUCCCAGUUAUCACAGAAGAGGAAAGAGUUACUGGCAAAAGCGUUUGGAGUGGGUUCCCCAGAUGGUUUAAAAUCUGUUCUCAAAACAAAAGACGACCAGGACGAUACAAAGAAGGAGAAACAAGCUGGUGGUGAGUCUAAGGGCUCUGAUGUGAAGAAUAAGACCGAUGAGGAAGAAAAUAAAACACCUUCAGCUGGACCUAGUAAUAAAGAGAAGGAGGGUGAUGAAGAGAAGUUUGAUGAUGAUACGGAGGAGAUGUAUACUGAUUCCAGUACAUUUCUAAAGGGAACACAGAGUGCAAACCCUCAUAAUGAUUAUUGUCAAAACUUCAUGGACACUGGAGAACGACCUCAAAAUUUCAUCAGAGAUGUUGGUUUAGCCAACAGAUUUGAAGAGUAUCCUAAGCUGAGAGAGUUGAUUCGCCUUAAAGAUGAGCUAAUAUCUCAGACAAACAUCCCACCAAUGUAUUUACAGUGCGAUCUAGAAACAUUUGACCUUCGAGAUCUUGGUAGUAAAUUUGACGUCAUUUUGGUAGAACCACCACUCAUAGAGUAUCAAAGAACCAAGGGUGCAGUAUUUGACAAAUACUGGAACUGGGACGAGAUACAGCGUCUUGAUAUUCCUAGCGUAGCCGCACAGAGGUCAUUUCUGUGGAUGUGGUGUGGUAAUGCUGAGGGACUGGAGGGAGGCAGACAGUGUUUGAAACGGUGGGGAUUCCGAAGAUGCGAGGACAUCUGCUGGAUAAAAACCAACAUCAAGAACCCUGGACACAACAAGAAUCUAGAACCAGAUGCCAUCUUCCAGAGAACCAAGGAACACUGCAUCAUGGGAAUCAAGGGCACAGUAAAGCGAAGCACAGACGGGGAUUUCAUUCACGCUAAUGUGGACAUUGACUUGAUUAUUGCCGAAGAACCAGAGUAUGGCUGCAAGGACAAGCCAGUGGAGAUAUUCCACAUCAUAGAACAUUUCUGCUUGGGCAGACGGCGUCUGCAUCUGUUUGGGCGGGAUAGCACAAUCCGCCCCGGGUGGUUGUCGCUCGGACCAGAAAUACAAAGCAGUAACUUUGACGCUGAUGUGUACGCCAAGCUGUUUCCUGAUCAGGACAGCACGUUGACGGGAUGUUCAGAGGAAAUCGAGAGACUGAGACCGAAAUCACCCCAGCCCAAAAACAAACAAGGAAAUAUGGGGGAUAGGGGUAGAGGAGGAAGAGGGAUGGCUCGGGGCGGGCAUAAUAUUCGAAAUAUGAGGGGCGGACAUGUCAUGAGGGGGGCACGGGGUGGAAUGAGAGGGAUGGGUAGGGGAAGUUUCAAGCCAAGAAUAAUGCACGGCCGACCAGAAACUAGAAAUGAUGCGAGAUGAUAGAAUUAAGUGAAUUGCAGUGAUAAAAAGAGAUUAAACAGAGUGGUUGGAAUGUUUAAUUCAACUGUUGUGUACUGGUCAAUGUUUAUUUUGAUCAAUACAUACUAUUAGAACUAAAGGAUUGUAUAAGAUUUGAGAAAAGUCCCACCAAACUAGUGGUAUGGUACUUAAAGAAUUAUAUAUUUGUAAAAAAAAGUGAAUUAAUAAUGCAUAUGCCAGACCAAGGUUCAUUACAUAUACACCCUUUAAAAAGUGCUUAAAAUCGGCCUGAGAUAAACCUGCCUUGAAGUUGAAACAAGUAGGUAUGAAGUGCUGGAGUAGAGGAAACAUUGUUGAGCAUGAAAGCAAUACUGUCUACUGUCAAGUUGGCCUUUUUUCUCUUUUCUUUUUAUACUUUUCUUCCCUUUAAUACAUAUUAUCUCAAACUAUAGUGCAGAUUUGCCUCAAUAUAGUGAACCAUUAUCUAUAACGCAUUCACAACACGUGGGGCUAAGGUUGCUCGAACCCAAAUGUUCGAGAAUGUUCCAAAUUUACCAAGUGGCUGUUGUGUACAUGUAUUUGUAAGAUAUGUUCCUGGGCUCCGUUCCACAAAGUAAUCUUGGUGCCAAGAUCACCCUAAGUGCAUAUGGUCAUUAUGACACCAAUAGAUUGAGUAUACUUUAGGGUUGGAUUUCAAUUACAGUACAAUCUCAUUGGCUUCAAUGCGGAAUGGUUGAACAUACAGCUAUGCUCGAUGUCCCAAAUUUUUCUUUUAAAUGUAGGACCCACAGAGUACUAAAAAUCUGUGUGUGGGUAUACAGCUUCCGUUCUGUUUAUCCAGGAGAUAAAAAUGGGGCCCCAAACUUGUUACUGACAAGCUCACCUGAGAACACAUUGAAUUUUGGCUAUUUAAAUAGAGCAUUUUCCAGCCUCCUGAGCACAAUAACUGGAAAAAGUGAGGGGUAUAAUGACUCCUGAAAUAAAUCAAACCAUGCUAGCUGUAAAUUGCUAGCCUUCUGUUGCACAGUAAUGUUAAUUCUGUCGGAGGGAAGGCCGUUUCACAAAAACCUGUUAUUCAUUAAAUUUAAAAUGGCAACAAUACAGCCUUUCGUGUCACAAUUUCACUCAUUUGACAACUGACCAAUCACUCGGUCACAUCAUUGCCUUGGACUAUUGUAUAACUAACUGAAAGGCAGAUUGAUUGGUUUGCAUUGUUUUAACAAUGCCAUUUAUAACACUUUAUGUUCCUGCAAGUGGCAUUAACUUGAACAUGAAUAGAUCUGAUGCAAUGGUUGAACAAGGCAUCUCAAGUUUUUACCUCUGUUAACCAUAUUGCUUGGUUACACUAGUACAAAAUAAUUUAUGUUUUGCAAAUAUAAUUUGGUUAAUCAUUGGGCAGUGUUACCAAAAUGUCCAAAUGCUAGGUUCAAAGUAGCCGAGUCAGACAAAUUAAGAUGCCCCAAUGAGAUUCUACUGUAAAUUGUUAAUGGUGUGUUGAUCCAGAGAGAUUCUACUGUAAAUUAUUUUAUUAGUUUUCUUUUGCCAGUGGGAAAUAAUUAUGUAAGUUUACACUACAUUGUUGGUGCAGGCAAUAAAAAUAGCACAAUGCAGUUUCGACCAAAGUUGGCCAUGUAAUAAAACUAUUUUUUUAAUACAA
This is a messenger RNA of Gigantopelta aegis, 3185 nucleotides long. RefSeq names its product N6-adenosine-methyltransferase non-catalytic subunit-like. The coding region runs from base 146 to 1549 and encodes 467 amino acids. The record is from RefSeq and is a predicted model, not a curated record. Lineage: Eukaryota; Metazoa; Mollusca; Gastropoda; Neomphalida; Peltospiridae. The transcript has 10 exons. Gene Ontology annotation, cellular component: nucleus; RNA N6-methyladenosine methyltransferase complex. Gene Ontology annotation, molecular function: mRNA binding.